This is a messenger RNA of Callithrix jacchus (white-tufted-ear marmoset), 6211 nucleotides long. NCBI's taxonomy places the organism in Eukaryota, Metazoa, Chordata, Mammalia, Primates, Cebidae. The record is from RefSeq and is a predicted model, not a curated record.
CCAGCAGCUGUGCAGCGGCAGUGUGCCUAUGCAGACAGGGAGAGUGAGCGGCACAGGGUGUUUCCACCAUGGUCUUCACUCAGGCCCGGGCUGAAGUCAGGGGCCACCUCCAGAUACGCAGCCUCCUGGCCCGGCAGUGCCUGGCAGAGUUUCUGGGUGUGUUUGUGCUCAUGCUCCUCACCCAAGGAGCUGUGGCCCAGGCUGUCACCAGUGGAGAAGCCAAAGGCAACUUCUUCACCAUGUUUCUGGCUGGCUCUCUGUCCGUCACGAUAGCCAUCUACGUGGGUGGUAAUGUCUCAGGGGCCCACCUGAAUCCAGCCUUCUCCCUGGCCAUGUGCCUCCUUGGACGCCUCCCCUGGGUCAAGCUCCCUAUUUACAUCUUGGUGCAGUUGCUGUCUGCUUUCUGUGCUUCAGGAGCCACCUAUGUUCUCUACUACGAUGCCCUGCAGAACUAUACAGGUGGGAAUCUGACAGUGACUGGCCCCAAGGAGACAGCCUCUAUUUUUGCCACCUAUCCUGCCCCCUAUCUGUCCCUGAACAAUGGCUUCCUGGAUCAGGUUCUGGGCACCGGGGUGCUGAUCGUGGGGCUCUUGGCCAUCCUGGACAGACAGAACAAGGGAGUCCCUGCGGGUCUGGAGCCUGUGGUGGUGGGGAUGCUGGUCUUGGCCAUCGGGUUAUCCAUGGGUGCCAACUGCGGGACUCCACUCAACCCGGCGCGGGACCUGGGCCCACGUCUCUUCACCUACGUGGCUGGCUGGGGUCCUGAAGUCUUCAGGGUCUCCCAUGGGAUUGCUGGGACCUUGCUGGGUGAGAUGGCACUGUGUGCAAAAAAGCGCCCCCCAGAAGAAGAAAGGAGGGCGCGGGCUAAUGACCGAGAAUACAAUGAGAAAUUCCAGUAUGCGAGUAACUGCAUCAAGACCUCCAAGUACAAUAUUCUCACCUUCCUGCCUGUCAACCUCUUUGAGCAGUUCCAGGAAGUUGCCAAUACCUACUUCCUGUUCCUCCUCAUUCUGCAGCUGAUCCCACAGAUCUCUUCCCUGUCCUGGUUCACCACCAUUGUGCCUUUGGUUCUUGUCCUCACCAUCACAGCUGUUAAAGAUGCCACUGAUGACUAUUUCCGCCACAAGAGUGACAACCAGGUGAAUAACCGCCAGUCUCAGGUGCUGAUCAAUGGAAUCCUCCAGCAGGAGCAGUGGAUGAAUGUCUGUGUUGGUGAUAUUAUCAAGCUAGAAAAUAACCAGUUUGUGGCGGCGGAUCUCCUCCUCCUUUCCAGCAGUGAGCCCCAUGGGCUGUGUUACAUAGAGACAGCAGAACUGGAUGGCGAGACCAACAUGAAAGUACGUCAGGCGAUUCCAAUCACUUCAGAACUGGGAGACAUCAGUAAGCUUGCCAAGUUUGAUGGUGAAGUGAUCUGUGAACCUCCCAACAACAAACUGGACAAAUUCAGUGGAACCCUCUACUGGAAGGAAGACAAGUUCCCCCUGAGCAACCAGAACAUGCUGCUGCGGGGCUGUGUGCUGCGAAACACCGAGUGGUGCUUUGGGCUGGUCAUCUUUGCAGGUCCCGACACUAAGCUGAUGCAAAACAGUGGCAGAACAAAGUUCAAAAGAACGAGUAUUGAUCGCCUGAUGAACACCCUGGUGCUCUGGAUCUUUGGAUUCCUGGUUUGCAUGGGGGUGAUCCUGGCCAUUGGCAAUGCCAUCUGGGAGCACGAGGUGGGGACGCGCUUCCAGGUCUACCUGCCCUGGGAUGAGGCAGUGGACAGUGCCUUUUUCUCUGGCUUCCUCUCCUUCUGGUCCUACAUCAUCAUCCUCAACACCGUUGUGCCCAUUUCACUCUAUGUCAGUGUGGAGGUCAUCCGUCUGGGCCACAGCUACUUCAUCAAUUGGGAUAAGAAAAUGUUCUGCAUGAAGAAGCGGACGCCCGCAGAAGCCCGCACCACCACGCUAAACGAGGAGCUGGGCCAGGUGGAGUACAUCUUCUCCGACAAGACAGGCACCCUCACCCAGAACAUCAUGGUCUUCAACAAGUGCUCCAUCUAUGGCCGCAGCUAUGGUGACGUGUUUGAUGUCCUGGGACACAAAGCUGAAUUGGGAGAGAAGCCAGAACCUGUCGACUUCUCCUUCAAUCCUCUGGCUGACAAGAAGUUCUUAUUUUGGGACCCCAGCCUCCUGGAGGCUGUCAAGAUCGGGGACCCCCACACGCAUGAGUUCUUCCGCCUCCUUUCCCUGUGUCAUACUGUCAUGUCGGAAGAAAAGAACGAAGGAGAGCUGUACUACAAAGCUCAGUCCCCAGAUGAGGGGGCCCUGGUCACUGCAGCCAGGAACUUUGGUUUUGUAUUCCGCUCUCGCACCCCCAAAACGAUCACCGUCCAUGAGAUGGGCACAGCCAUCACCUACCAGCUGCUGGCCAUCUUGGACUUCAACAACAUCCGCAAGCGGAUGUCAGUCAUAGUGCGGAAUCCAGAGGGGAAGAUCCGACUCUACUGCAAAGGGGCUGACACUAUCCUGCUCGACAGACUGCACCACUCCACUCAGGAGCUGCUCAACACCACCAUGGACCACCUUAAUGAGUACGCAGGGGAAGGGCUGAGGACCCUGGUGCUGGCCUACAGGGACCUGGAUGAAGAGUACUAUGAGGAGUGGGCUGAGCGACGCCUCCAGGCCAGCCUGGCCCAGGACAGCCGGGAGGACAGGCUGGCUAGCAUCUACGAGGAGGUCGAGAACAACAUGAUGCUCCUGGGUGCAACGGCCAUUGAGGACAAGCUUCAGCAAGGCGUUCCAGAGACCAUUGCCCUCCUGACGCUGGCCAACAUCAAGAUUUGGGUGCUAACCGGAGACAAGCAAGAGACGGCUGUGAACAUCGGCUAUUCCUGCAAGAUGCUGACGGACGACAUGACCGAAGUGUUCAUAGUCACCGGCCAUACUGUCCUGGAGGUGCGGGAGGAGCUCAGGAAAGCCCGGGAGAAGAUGAUGGACUCAUCCCGCUCCGUAGGCAACGGCUUCACCUAUCAGGAGAAACUUUCUUCUUCCAAGCUAACUUCUGACCUGGAGGCUGUUGCUGGGGAGUACGCCCUGGUCAUCAAUGGUCACAGCCUGGCCCAUGCGCUGGAGGCGGACAUGGAGCUGGAGUUUCUGGAGACAGCGUGUGCCUGCAAAGCUGUCAUCUGCUGCCGCGUGACCCCCUUGCAGAAGGCACAGGUGGUGGAACUGGUCAAGAAGUACAAGAAGGCUGUGACGCUUGCCAUUGGAGAUGGAGCCAAUGAUGUCAGCAUGAUCAAAACUGCUCACAUUGGUGUGGGCAUCAGUGGGCAGGAAGGGAUCCAGGCUGUCCUGGCCUCCGAUUACUCCUUCUCCCAGUUCAAGUUCCUGCAGCGCCUCCUGCUGGUGCAUGGGCGCUGGUCCUACCUGAGAAUGUGCAAGUUUCUUUGCUAUUUCUUCUACAAAAACUUUGCUUUCACCAUGGUCCACUUCUGGUUUGGCUUCUUCUGCGGCUUCUCAGCCCAGACCGUCUAUGACCAGUAUUUCAUCACCCUGUAUAACAUCGUAUACACCUCCCUGCCAGUCCUGGCUAUGGGGGUGUUUGAUCAGGAUGUCCCCGAGCAGCGGAGCAUGGAGUACCCUAAGCUGUAUGAGCCGGGCCAGCUGAACCUUCUCUUCAACAAGCGGGAGUUCUUCAUCUGCAUCGCCCAGGGCAUCUACACCUCCGUGCUCAUGUUCUUCAUUCCCUACGGGGUGUUUGCUGAGGCCACCCGGGAUGAUGGCACCCAGCUGGCUGACUACCAGUCCUUUGCAGUCACUGUGGCCACGUCACUGGUCAUCGUGGUUAGUGUGCAGAUAGGGCUGGACACAGGCUACUGGACGGCCAUCAACCACUUCUUCAUCUGGGGCAGCCUUGCUGUUUACUUUGCCAUCCUCUUUGCCAUGCACAGCAAUGGGCUCUUCGACAUGUUUCCCAACCAGUUCCGGUUUGUGGGGAAUGCCCAGAACACCUUGGCCCAGCCCACUGUGUGGCUGACCAUCGUGCUCACCACGGUCGUCUGCAUUAUGCCUGUGGUUGCCUUUCGAUUCCUCAGGCUCAACCUGAAGCCAGAUCUCUCCGACACGGUCCGCUACACCCAGCUGGUGAGGAAGAAGCAGAAGGCCCAGCACCGCUGCAUGCGGCGGGUUGGCCGCACAGGCUCCCGGCGCUCUGGCUAUGCUUUCUCCCACCAGGAGGGCUUUGGGGAGCUCAUCAUGUCUGGCAAGAACAUGCGGCUGAGCUCCCUUGCGCUCUCCAGCUUUACCACCCGCUCCAGCUCCAGCUGGAUUGAGAGCCUGCGCAGGAAGAAGAGUGACAGUGCCAGUAGCCCCAGUGGCGGUGCCGACAAGCCCCUCAAGGGCUGAAGGCCAAGGAUGGAUGCCCUGUGCCAGUGACCAGAGCACCCAGGGCUGGCCAGUCACUGAGGGAACAGCGUCUCGAAACUGCUGGUCCUCAUUCCUUGCCUCCCGUCCCCCCGGUAGACUCUGUCCUGUUGGUCCCACCACGUGUGGCUGGGGCAUCCAUCCCCAGCUGCAGGCCCUUCUACCUGCUGGGGAGCUAGAGGAAGCAGGCCCAAGGGCAGAGCAGAGGCUGAGGCACGGGGAGCCAGCCCCGGUCGGGGAUCAGAUGUGGAACCAAAAACGAGAAAAAACUGUGAGAGAUUGCGUCUGCCCCUGCCCAGCCUGGGACCCACAGGGAGACUAUAAUCUCCUUAUUUUUUUACUCCUACUCCCCAGAGGGGCCCUAGUGCCCCUGUUCCUGAAUUACACAAGAAUGUACCAUGCCGGGAAGCCAGAGACCUGCAGGGGCCUCGGCCCCUCACAUCGUGUAUGUCUCUCCUUGAUUUGUGUUGUGUCCAGUUUGGUUUUGUCUUUUUCAUUUGGCAAGUGGAGGAGGGCUUUAUGUGACUUUUAUGUUGUGGUUGGUGUCUUAACUCCUGGGAAGAGGAGGCUGGCACAUGCUGGGAUGCUGCAGCCUGGCGGGCCAUGGGGCGGUUCGGGAGGAUCCGCAUUGGCGCUCUCUGCAGUGGCCAGUGCUCUGUGGGACAGAGGAGCUGACCAGGGAGGGAGGUGCCCGUCAGCAGAGGGUGGUGGGAAGGGCAAAAGAGGGUUUGGUCCUGUCUCCUUCCUCACCUUGAGCGUAUAGUGCCGCCCUCUGCCCCCAACACACAUGUAUCAGUUCCUGGAUUCCUUAGUCCUGCUGGCCUUGGGCUGGAGCCUGGGAAAGUAGCCCCCAAAUCCUUAGUGAGCUAAAGCUGCGUCUGAAAUUUGGUUGGUGGGGAGGGGUAGUUUUCUUUAAUGUUAAAUUUAAACCCAAGUUUAUUGGCAGACUCCUUUUAACCUCCCUUUGACUCCCCAUCUGGUGCUUUCUUGCACCUAAACCCCAGGGCCCUUUGCCUGAGAUGAGGCUGGAAGGGGAUUUGGCCUUUCUUCUCCCUUCUCCCAGAAGCAAGGAGCCCCGCCCCUCAGGCCCAGCAUCUGGCAAGAGGUGGUGGAGUCCUUGUACUGGGUGGUAGAGGAGGAGAAGGGCACAGCCAGGCCCAGGCCAGCACCUGGCUUGGACUGGAUGGGACACAGUCAGAGUCCGGCCACAGCAUGUCCUUUACAUCGUCCACACCUAUGAAGCUAUUCCCUAAAUAAGGCGAUUCCCAAGUUAGUCGCUACCUAAUCAGCCUUGAGAAGAAUCCUUUCCUCUUUUUUUUGGUAGUGGGUCAGGGGAUACUUCAGGAAUGGCGUGGAGCUGGGAGUGGGUAGGGGGAUUUUAAAUGUUCCAUGUGGGAGCCCCAAAGGAACUGGAGGGGCUGCAGUGAGGUGGGGAUGGGUGGGCAGGGAGUGGGAGAGGGAAGUCUUGGCAGGGAAAUCCCUUUUGGCCGCACAGUUUACAAACCCAGUAUCAUGUCUGUCUGUGUGUCUCUCAAGGUGAGAGUCUGAUUUUUAUACCAAAGAGGAAAUGAUUUUUUUUCAUAUUUUGUUUGUCUAUAUUAUAUAAAUAUAUAUAUAUACAGUUAUAUAUAUAUAUAUUAUUUUUUGGUUCUCUCUCGUUUUUUAGGGAGGGAAGAAAGUACCAAGUUGCAUUGAGCUGUAAUUAAGGAACAUUAUAAUUUAUGACACAUUUCUAUACUUGCAAAAAUUAUAUCAUUUUAUGGAUAUAAGAGAAAAAUGCCUUUUUAUAAAAUUUCAAUUUCUGAGAA